AUGACUACCAUAAACGUGGGACUUUCGGAUAGUUUGAAGAAGAUCAACCAGUGGGACUGGCCACUUAAUAAGGAUGAUGGUAUGGUGAAGGUUAUAAAUACUGACGAUAAAUUCGAAGUCGCACUUGAAGCAGUUUAUUUCGAACCUAAAGAAAUUGAGGUUAAAGUGAUUGGCGAACAGUUAGUUGUUCGAUGUUUGCAUGAAUCAAAAAGCGCAAAAUCUGGCGAAAUAAAACGUGAAAUUAAUCGUACUUACAAUCUUCCACCAGAUGUUGACUACAAAUCUUUAAAGUCAAAUCUUACGGCUAAAGGUCACCUUGUUAUUACUGCUAACAAAAAAAAGUGA
Molecule: messenger RNA, 345 nt
Organism: Thelazia callipaeda (thelaziosis nematode)
Lineage: Eukaryota; Metazoa; Nematoda; Chromadorea; Rhabditida; Thelaziidae
Source: the annotation of a GenBank genome assembly